UCGUUUCCCUUAUCAUUAAAUCGAAAAUGACGCAGCAUUUCAGCAUAUUCUCCCUCUCUCCCUUCGGCCCUUUUGCAACUCACCUCACCUGCCUUUCCCUUCCUCGAGUCAUCAUUAAAUCACCCUUCUUUAGGUAAAUUGGGGAACAGGAGGAACAUUCUCUCUCUCUCUCUCUAGAUAUAUUUAUAUAUAUUUUUACUUUGGAGGGGAGUUUGAUCGAUGGAUCUAUGGUGCCUGCAUGCCGAAAGCAAUGGAUUUCUCCUCGGAAAUUCGUUUUCUGAUAGGCCCCUUUACUGGAACUUGAGAAAUAAUCAAUCAAUUGGAUGGCAAGUUAGGUUGUCGAGGAAGGAAUCUUCUCUUGGCUAUCGUCGGCAUCGAUCGGUUUCGCUCAGGGCUACGGGUAAAAAAAACAAUGGAAAUUCUAGUUCGGACUCCUACUCUGCCAAUUCUGGAGACCACGAUGAUUUGAAAGCUAGAGGAGAUGGAGUUAAGCGAAGCAAUGAUCCUCCCGGAAGUGAUAUGUCUGGCGAUGCCGCCGGUGUGCAGAAGUCUAAUUAUAAACCUUUGAACUGGAGAGAGUUUAGAGCAUUGCUCUACCUGCAGGAGCAGGCUGAAACUGCAGAUGCUGCUGACAAUCAAGAUAGAACUUCGCCUGGGUCAAAGUCGCUUCCCCUCAAGUGGGCACACCCCAUUUCAGCGCCUGAGAAUGGUUGCCUCCUUGUGGCUACGGAAAAGCUUGAUGGAGUUCGCACCUUUGAGAGGACUGUAGUCCUACUCCUGCGAUCUGGAACAAGGAAUCCAUAUGAGGGUCCAUUUGGGGUUGUAAUCAAUCGCCCACUGCACAAAAGAAUGAGACACAUGAGUCCUGCUAAUGCAGAGCUGGCAACUACAUUUGCUGAUUGUUCUUUGCAUUUUGGCGGACCUCUUGAUGCAAGCAUGUUCUUGUUGAGAGCUGGAGAUAACGGAGGCCUUGCCGGAUUUGAAGAGGUGAUUCCUGGUAUAUAUUUUGGCUCCCGAAAUACUCUGGAUGAAGCCUCAGCAUUGAUAAAGAAGGGGCAGCUUAGGCCUCAGGAUUUCAAAUUCUUCAUGGGAUAUGCUGGGUGGCAGCUGGACCAACUGUUGGACGAGGUGGAGUCCAACUAUUGGUAUGUUGCCGCCUGCAGCGCAAACUUGUUAUCUGGGGUUUCUGCACAAAAUUCUUCGUCCUCCUCCUCUGAAGGUUUGUGGGGAGAGAUUCUGCAACUAAUGGGGGGUCACUAUUCUGAUCUGAGCCGCAAGCCUAAGCAAGAUCUUUAGUUCUGGCUCAAAUGUACAGUGUUGAAACUCUUCAGUUUAGAGGUAGCAGUUUUGCUGCUGCUGCUCCUCCUUUGAUGUAGCAUCUCUCUCUCUCUCUCUCUCACUACAUAUAUAUAUAUAUAUAUGUGAUAAAUGAUUCUAUUCUAUAUAACAUCCGCUGUUUUAUGCA
Andrographis paniculata is the source of this 1465-nucleotide messenger RNA. RefSeq lists its product as uncharacterized. Bases 220 to 1296 code for a protein of 358 amino acids. Lineage: Eukaryota; Viridiplantae; Streptophyta; Magnoliopsida; Lamiales; Acanthaceae. The transcript has 3 exons. The record is from RefSeq and is a predicted model, not a curated record.